ACAAACAACGUGGUGUAAACGUGCGUAGUAAAAAUUUUCAUUCAUAAACUUUAUUGCUAAAUUUUUAUCCGGAAAAACUGCGAUGGCAGUUGUUUUCCGAUGUGAAAAUUGCCUUUUCCUGAGUCACAAAGAAUUAAUUGACUCCCACUAUCGUGGUGUGUAUGAAAUUAAGCCGGAAUUCUUUGAGAUAAACCAGCCAUAUGCCCAAAGGUGUGACAGUCCCAAUCAAAAGCGGAAACGGAGGAAGUUGUGUAAACAGGAAGAAAAUGCCGAAUUGGAGGAGAAAUUGAGAGAUUUUGUAGGGAAAUGCAGGGAAACUGGAUAUUUUGGUGGAAAUCCCGGGAUGACAAAUGAAGAAGCUGUGGUGGAAGCAGCCAGAGUUCACAAUCACAGCAUUUCGCAUCCAGUUUUGCAGGGAGAAAAUAAAAAUCUCCAAUGUAUUUGUACAAAAGUAGACGAAGAGGAAUUUAUUAUCCCUCCAAAUUGUCGAUUUUAUCAGAAUGAUGUGCGGCAAAUUGAGAAAUUCCUGCCUUCCGGUGAGGAGUUUGACCUCAUUGUGAUUGAUCCACCGUGGUGGAAUAAGUACAUUCGACGUGUCAAGAGAGCCAAUCGCAAUAUCAGCUAUGACAUGCUGUAUAAUGACGAUGUGGCUGCCAUUCCCAUCGGGGGAUUGACCUCAGGCAGGUGCAUUGUGGCAAUUUGGUGUACAAACAACAAGAGUCACCUGGAGGACAUUGCGAGCAAGUUCAUUCCCCGCUGGGGCCUCAAAUACGUGACUCAGUGGCUAUGGAUGAAGGUCACGAAGGCUGGAGAGCCAAUUUGUAGCUUUGCUGGAGAGGAAAAGAAGCAACCCUAUGAGAGAAUCAUUGUAGCUGUAAAGGAUACCGCCCUAGAGGAGAGAAUCCCAAAAGAUCUGAUCCUCUUCAGCGUACCGAGUUCAAUACAUUCCCACAAACCACCUCUUCUGGAUGUCUUCAAACCCUACCUACCUGAGGAACCAAAAUGCCUGGAAAUCUUUGCACGAUACCUUCAUCCGGGCUUCACGUCCAUCGGCCUUGAGGUACUAAAACUACAGCAUGUAAGUUUAUUCAAUAAACUCAAUAUUUGAGAGA
This is a messenger RNA of Lutzomyia longipalpis, 1112 nucleotides long. RefSeq names its product N(6)-adenine-specific methyltransferase METTL4 (gene Mettl4). Gene Ontology annotation, cellular component: RNA N6-methyladenosine methyltransferase complex; nucleus. Gene Ontology annotation, molecular function: nucleic acid binding; methyltransferase activity. Lineage: Eukaryota; Metazoa; Arthropoda; Insecta; Diptera; Psychodidae. The transcript is spliced from 2 exons. The record is from RefSeq and is a predicted model, not a curated record. The coding region runs from base 83 to 1108 and encodes 341 amino acids.